AUGGACAAGUUCUUUAACAAACACUCCAGGGAUUCCAUUUUUGCUUCUAGCACUCACAGCCUCUGGGGGGUUGGGGAGCCCCCUCUCACCUGCCCUCCUGGUGUCCCAUCCGUCGACAGCAUGGUGGAUUCCUUCUCUGGUGUCAGCAGGAAUCAGGACUUCCAGGAUGUCCCUGAUGUCCCUGGCUGCGGGUCAUCCACCUCAUCCAAGACAAUUAGCUCGCUAAUUGACUCCAUGGGUGCUGGUCCUCCUCUCAAAACCCCACUGCUCUCUGACUCCCCCAAGUCCAACUCUGUAUCCAACAACUGUUUUGGAGGGUUCAGGGAAGCAGAUGGCUCCGAGCAAGUGUCUUGCCUUCUGCUCCCAGUUGCAGGUUCAGGAGCUAAGCUGCCUAUUGCAAUACACCAUCCAUGGGACUUGAACACCACCCAGAAGCUGCAGCUGAUCAGGACUGCAGUGGUGCAGACAGUUAUGGGUGCCCCUCAGAUCUGCUCAGUUUUCAAGAGAGUAAGCCGUAAGAAGAACAGAGUCCAUUCUCACCCUUUAAGGGAGGAGACCUGCAAUUCAAGCAGAGAUUGUCCCUGGCAGAAAGGAAAGGCAGAAACCCCAGAGGAAGAGCUGAAUGAAAAUGAAUCACAGGUCUGCUUUAGCAACUUGAGGAAUCUCCGAGAAGGAAAUGGCCCUUCCCUGGUGCAAGAGUCCACCAACGAUUUAUGCACCUUGGCAGAGACCAAACUGGCUGGAGUCUUGCGGGCCAUUUGCAAAUAUCGUCACAGCAUCCAUAAGAUCUCUCCAAAACACCGAUUGCAUAUCAACCAAAUCCUGCAGGCUGUGAUCAGAGCUGCCAGUCACGUAGAUCACAAAUUAGCCAAAGUGAUAAUCAAGCUGGCUGCUGAAGAUAUGCUAAGAACCACAGAUCUUCAGGACUUGUAUCAGGAUGCAGCUGGUGACAUCCUGGUAGCCCUUUGGAGCCAUUUUCCAGCAGAAGUGCUCACCAAGCUUUUGGAGGGCUUUCAAGGGAGACUGAUUCCAUAUCGCAGCAUCCUCUGUGUGUUGGGGAAACUGGCAAACAAAGCUUUCACCGAGAGUGACGCCCUGAAGAUUGACGUAUGGGAACGAAAGCUGGUGGAGUUUGCAGAGCGACUUUUAAUUGAUGUCACAGACAAAGCUUGCUUUGAGGAGCUCAAUCAAGAGCUACGGAAAGUGGACCAGAAACGCAGCAGUCAAAGCAUUGAAAGGAUCUUCCUGUAUCAAUACUGCGGAGCCAUCCUGCGUGCCUCAGACGACUCUCAGCUAAUCCAGGACCAGCUCUUUACUAUCUUGGCCAUGUGUCAGCAAGGACCCCUGGAGGCAAAGGGCAUUGCUGCUGCUUGUGGCUUGGUUGCCUCUCGCCACCUUGAUGAAGUUUUUAAAGUGCUGGAAGAUUUUGGCAAGACUCUUUCAACCACAGAGGCCCUUGUAUCAAUAACCAGCCAGUUCUGCCAACGGAACACGCUCCUGCUGUGCUAUGGACGAGUGGCUCUGGGGAUCAAGGAGGAGGUCCUCAUGCGAGUGGAGCUCAUUAUCGCCAAGCUGAUCGAGUACUUCAUUAUCAAUCCUUCGGACCUGAAUCUGAAGAAGAGCUUUUUGAUUGCUGUGCUCAUGCUCCUUGAAGCCAUCACGGCCACGGGGAAAGCCGGGGCAAUACGGCUGCACCUGAAAGCACGCCUUGUGGAGUGCCUGAUAGUGCUGAUCGAAAGAGAACCCAUCCACAUUCUGGACAGCACAGUGCGCCAAGAUGCGAUGUAUAUCGCUAAAGAACUCAGCAGCCUGAAGCCUCUCCUGGAACCAGAGAAAAAAUCCAAUCUUCUCAGUGCUUCUUUCAAAAGUGUCUUUUGCCUGGCCCCAAUGGAAAUCCUAGAAGGACAGUCUUGUCUAGAUGAGCAGGCAGCUGAUAUCAAGGGCUUCUAUCAGCAGACCAUCAGCUGUUUCGAAGAGAUGCUGCAGGCUUUACUCUCGGAGAACCCACACCCCAACGAACUCAGGCAUAUGAUGGAGCUUAUAGAACCAUGGAUGACAUCAAAGCUAAAUCAUGUGCGUGAAAGAGCUGUGGAGACAGCAAUGAAGCUUUUGAAGUUUGUAGCUGAACAUUUCCACCUUGAUCUUUCUCGGGAGUUCUGCAAGCUGGCCCACCUGACAGCUCUUUUGAUUGGUUUGUGCAAUGACCCAGUGCCAUGCAUUAGUUCUUUUGCUGUUCAAGGAGUCAGCUGUCUCUAUGAGAUCUUACUGCACCGUAAAGGCCUGAAGACAAGCAAGCAAAAGAAGCGGAAGUGGUUGAUGAAGCGGAGAGUGAAAUUCCAGGGAGAGGACUACUCUGCUUUCUUAGCACUGGGCAGCAGUUGGCAUAUAGCAAUGCAUUGCAGUGACCAGCUCUUCUCAGCUCAGUUGACCAACCUCCUGCUCUCUGUCCUGGACUAUUUGAGAGGGUCCAGCCCAGAAGUACUGAAGGCAGCAGAAGAGGUCCUCGGUGCAGUUCUGCAGAACCAUGCCAUGAAGGUGGAAAGGAUCAGAGAUGUUGUUGGCGGCAUCUACAUGUGCUUGCAGCUACGCCACGCUUCCUACUGGACCCGGAAAGUGGUGCUAAGGGCUCUAACCUUGAUGAUCCCGUAUCACCUGGAGAAAGUGAUGCAGAGCUGCCUAGCAUUUUCCAUACCCCUCAACAGACAGGCCAGUGAACUCUGGACAGCCAUGGCUUCCAGCCCCAAGGUGGCUGUGCAAAUCCUGCACCUCUUACUGAAGAAUCUGCAGGUGAAGGGCACUUCUGAGGACAGAGAAGACAGCACAGCCACAUCUCUGGCGGCAAUGAACGUCAUCUAUGAGACCUUCCGCAUCCCAGCAUAUCGGGCAGCCCUGGCAGAGAUGCAUCUUCAGCUCUUCAUCCCUCUGCUGAAGCAGGUCCUUUACGUGAUGCAGCUGAACUUGCCAGAGAACUUAAAAGCCAGGCAGGAGGUCAUCCUGAGGGAAAAUCCCACAGCGCUCAGCUUCCAGAGCAUGUCGGUGGAGAUUGUGAAGAAUCUGUUCUCUGUCGCUGGGGACUGGGCAGUCUAUGCCUGCAUUGAGUUCCAGCAAGGAUGGGUGGUGCUCAGCACCCCCGAGCACUUUUUACAGGGCACACGUCUGCUGGCACGGGCCAUGACGGAGUGCAACAGUGCCCAAAUCCCAGGAGUCUUUGGGGAGGCUGCUCUCAUUCUCAGCAGUGAGGAGGACGAGCUGAAGAAGAUGACGGCCUUGGCACUCGUGAUUGAGUUUCUCAAAAGUCCAUCUGCCAUCAAGAUGAUGAACAGAUUCAGCCUGAAGGACCAUCUGGAGGAGGGCUUGGUGGCUCACAAUCCUGUGGUCCAAGAUCUCUGUGUGAAAGGGCUCAACAGUUUUGUUUUCGAACAAGGGAAGGUUAAGUCCCUACGAGACCAGCUUCCAACAAUGAUCAACUCUAUUUUCAGUGGACAUGCAGAAGAUGUUCUGGAAGGGCUGAAUGACAUAAUGACCACACUCUAUGAGAUGGAUGGCCAGGGAAUUGGGCUCCUCUGUGUUGAUCUUGCUCUGAAUGUCCGCUCAUUUUUUGAAGAUGAAAGAGUCAAUGUCCGUGCAACUGCCAUCUCAUUGUUUGGGCAGCUGGUGAUGAGAGCCAAAGAAACCGACAAGGCCCUCCUCAAGAAGGAAGUAGUCUACAGCCUUCUCCCUCUGCUGCUGCAUUUGAAAGAUCGGGAGAGCACAGUUGCCAUGAGCUGCAAGUUGACUCUCUUGCACUGUGGCGUCUUUCUGGGAUGGGCCCAUCUGAAGCUGAUGUUCCGCAGCUUGGCCUGGGAUGAUCUCCGGAACUGCUUGGUGAAUGUGUGGAAAUACUUGAUGCGGAACAACCAUGAUAAUAUACACAUUUUCAUAUCUCAGGCCUUGGGAUUCCUCCAUCAUCCCCAGACAGAAAUAAGGAAUUCUGCAGCACGGUUCAUGGGCUAUACACUCAACUAUUACAGCUCAGAACUGUCUAAAAACCUGGAACAGGAGGACCUUUUUUACUUGAAUAAAGUUUUUCAGAAGAUGGAAUCAAGUUCAGAUACCAGCAUGGUCCAUUUUGCAAAAACCUACCGGGUAGUUUUGCAGAAACUGUCUGUGAAAAGGAGGCUGGCUGGAGCCGGGGAGAAGGACACCCAAAUAAGUGACAGCAGCACUGCAGAGAAACGACUCGUAGAGUGUGAAAGCAGAGUGGCCAGUCCACUGCUCCUGCCCACCGACUCUCCACGCCCAGGCCGAUCCACGCUGGAGGAGAGGGGAAUUCUGAGCCUGCCCACCCCCAAGCAAGUCAGACGAACACUCGCCCAGAGAGGCAAGCAGCACAGCGAAUCCAGUGAGAGAGAGAGGGCACGUUCAGUUGAAGCUCCACCAGGCAUCUUCGCUUCCACUUCUGCCAGUACCAGUGGAAAGCAAAGCCCACGGCGUAAAGGCAUCUCUCUGAGCCAGGUGGAUGAGCAGCCAUAAAGGUAUCUGUUGGGAAAGCGCUGCAGGCCCUCACAAGGGUAUGAGUAUGACGGGAAGA
Molecule: messenger RNA, 4570 nt
Organism: Candoia aspera
Lineage: Eukaryota; Metazoa; Chordata; Lepidosauria; Squamata; Candoiidae
Product: maestro heat-like repeat family member 5
Exons: 34
Coding region: 1-4512 (1503 amino acids)
Cellular component (GO): cytoplasm
Source: RefSeq, a predicted model, not a curated record